UUCGAUUCAUUCGACGCUGUCGCAGCACAGAGCCGCGCGCGGCCGGGUGCGAUACAGCGGGGCGCGAUUCGGACCCGCCGCCCGCCCGGGGCAGCCUUCCUCCCAAGCGAGACGGGCCCCGGCCCUACGACGGCCGCCAUGAGAUGCCGCGGCCCGCUCGUCUGCGCGCUCGUCGCCGCGACGGCUCGCGCGGCGGAUUGGCCUGAAAAGUAUCUCGGGGCCAAGGGGGACCAGUACAACGACGACUGCCGGAUCUGCGAACAGGGCGAGCAGAAGGCCCCCGACGAGUACAGCAAAACCGGUAAGGUGACGACGCUUUCGAACGUGGACGAGGACGGAGAACCAGUAGCUCUCCUUCCGAAGGACACGGAAGUAUUGGUGGACAAUGCUGCAGCCUUCUGUGCCUCGGUCUGCAAAUACAUCUUGAUCGACGACGAGGUCCUCAAAGUGACCUCGACCGACGGCAACGUGCUGACCGUCGUCCGCGGCGUUGACGGCACGCAAAAAGCAUACCAUGUCGCGGGCUCGGACAUCUACCUCCUGAACUAUUCUGAGCAAGACGACGGAGAGGACGUCCUGGAAAAGACGGAGGGGGCGUCCUGGAACAGCACCAAGCGGCUCUGGGAAAUGAAGGAAUACAGAAACUUCCCCUUCCGCUGGUCGGGCGCCGUCGGGGUCUGGGAAAAGGAUGAGGCGACGCUCGAGCGAGAAUACCCGGACCAGUCUCAGUGGCGCGAUCGCAAGGACGCCAAGGGGUGCUUCGAGGAGUGCCGCCGCCGCGUCCCCUUCCCCGCGCCGCCGACCCGACGCGGCGCCCCGCAGGCGGUGCUGCGCCGAGAAGAGGGGGGACUGCCUCGAACUGAACAUCAACGCCGUCGUCUCCGUCUGCCUCGCCUUCGUCCUGUUCUGCACCUGCUUGCUCUGGUGCUGCUGCCGCUGUGUGCCGGGCUGCCCGGUGUACAACCGGCGGGCGGAGCGCCGCGCCGACAAGAUGGACGAAGAGGCUUAGGGGGCUUAAGGCUUUGUUUUUGC
Molecule: messenger RNA, 1032 nt
Organism: Pelagomonas calceolata
Lineage: Eukaryota; Pelagophyceae; Pelagomonadales; Pelagomonadaceae
Source: the annotation of a GenBank genome assembly